GGUGACUCGGCGACCUUGGCCCGGAGACUCUAGCGGGGACCCACCGGCGGCGGCGGCGGCGACUUUGCCCAGUGCGGAGGACCGAGCGGACUGCGUGUCCGCGGGCGGGCCCCGGAGAUGUUGGCUUUCGCGGCCAGGACCGUGGUGAAGCCCCUGGGCUUCCUCAGGCCCUCCUCCUUGAUGAAUGUCUCCAGCCGCUUCAAGGCCCACCAGGAUUCGCUGCCCCGGUUGCCCGUGCCUGCGCUCCACCAGUCCCUGGAUCGCUACCUCAAGGCUCUGCAGCCCAUCGUGAGCGAGGAGGAGUGGGCCCAGACCAAGCAGCUGGUGGAAGAGUUUCAGACUGCGGGGGGUGUAGGGGAGCGCCUGCAGAAGGGGCUGGAGCGCAGGGCCAGGAAGACGGAGAACUGGCUGUCCGAAUGGUGGCUCAAAACAGCCUACCUCCAGUACCGCCAGCCCCUGGUCAUCUACUCCAACCCUGGUGUGGCCCUGCCCAAACAGGACUUUGUGGACCUGCAGGGACAGCUCCGGUUCGCUGCCAAAUUCAUCGAGGGCGUUUUGGAUUUCAAGGCCAUGGUUGACAACGAGACCUUGCCCGUGGAGUACCUGGGGGGGAAGCCGCUGUGCAUGAACCAGUACUAUCAGAUCCUGUCCUCCUGCCGCGUGCCAGGCCCCAAGCAGGACACGGUCAUCAGCUUCAGCAAGACCAAGAAGCCGCCCAUGCACAUCACUGUGGUGCACAACUACCAAUUUUUUGAGCUGGAUGUGUACCACAGCGAUGGGACACCCCUGACAUCAGAUCAGAUCUUCAUGCAACUGGAGAAGAUCUGGAACUCGUCACUACAAACCAACAAAGAGCCCGUGGGCAUCCUCACCUCCAACCACCGCAACUCCUGGGCCAAGGCAUACAACACCCUCAUCAAAGACAAGGUGAACCGGGAAUCAGUACGCUCCAUCCAGAAGAGCAUCUUCACCUUGUGCCUGGACGCCCCCAUGCCCCGGGUCUCAGACGAUGUGUAUCGCAACCACGUGGCCGGCCAGAUGCUGCACGGGGGUGGAGGCAAGCUUAACAGUGGCAAUCGCUGGUUCGACAAGACGCUGCAGUUCAUUGUGGCAGAAGAUGGCUCCUGUGGGCUUGUGUAUGAGCAUGCAGCAGCAGAGGGCCCCCCCAUCAUUGCCCUUGUGGACCACGUCAUUGAGUUCACGAAGAAGCCCGAGCUCGUGCGGUCCCCCAUGGUGCCCCUGCCCAUGCCCAAGAAGCUGCGGUUCAACAUCACCCCCGAGAUCAAGAGUGACAUUGAAAAGGCCAAGCAGAAUCUCAGCAUCAUGAUCCAGGACCUGGACAUCAUGGUGAUGGUGUUCCACCACUUUGGAAAAGACUUCCCCAAGGCGGAGAAGCUGAGCCCCGAUGCCUUUGUCCAGAUGGCCUUACAGCUGGCCUACUACCGGAUCUACAAACAGGCGUGCGCCACGUACGAGAGUGCCUCCCUGCGCAUGUUUCACCUGGGCCGCACCGACACCAUCCGCUCCGCCUCCGUGGAUUCACUGGCCUUCGUCAAAGCCAUGGAUGACCCCAGCGUGUCGGAGCACCAGAAGGUGGAGCUGCUGCGGAAGGCCGUGCAAGCCCACCGAGCCUACACCGACCAGGCCAUCCGCGGGGAGGCCUUCGACCGGCACCUGCUGGGACUGAAGCUGCAGGCCAUUGAGGACCUGGUGAGCAUGCCCGACAUCUUCAUGGACACCUCCUACGCUAUCGCUAUGCACUUCAACCUCUCCACCAGCCAGGUCCCUGCCAAGACAGACUGCGUCAUGUUCUUUGGGCCCGUGGUCCCAGAUGGCUACGGCGUUUGCUAUAACCCAAUGGAGGCUCACAUCAACUUCUCCGUGUCGGCCUACAACAGCUGUGCCGAGACCAACGCAGCCCGCCUGGCACACUACCUGGAGAAGGCACUCCUGGACAUGCGCGCACUGCUGCAGAGCCACCCUCGGGCCAAGCUGUGAGCCCCCUGUGCUCAGGCCUGCCGGUGUCACAGCCACGCCCACCCCAGGGGUGGGCCGCCCACCAGCGUUCCGCUCCUUUGCUCCCUGCCCCCUGGACCUUGCAGCUCUGACUAAUGCAGGGCUGGCAUCCCCCAGCAGGGCCUGCAGGCCUGAGCCAGGGCCUUCCAUGGGGUCAUCCCCAGCAUUUGCUGGGGCCCGGGUCCUGGGCUGAGUUCAGAGGCUGAGCAGGACGGAAGGCCCUGGUGCCCGGCGCGUCACCCAUGAGCCCACCUCCAGGAAAAGGAAGCCGAAGAGCCCGUCCCUUGCCAGGGCAGCAGACUGGGAAGUCCUUUUCUUGCUAGCUCAGCUCUAGCCAGUCCUCUGCCCUCUACACUGCUGG
Molecule: messenger RNA, 2377 nt
Organism: Odobenus rosmarus divergens (Pacific walrus)
Lineage: Eukaryota; Metazoa; Chordata; Mammalia; Carnivora; Odobenidae
Gene: CRAT
Product: carnitine O-acetyltransferase
Exons: 15
Coding region: 118-1998 (626 amino acids)
Biological process (GO): carnitine metabolic process, CoA-linked
Cellular component (GO): peroxisome
Molecular function (GO): carnitine O-acetyltransferase activity
Source: RefSeq, a predicted model, not a curated record